Molecule: messenger RNA, 774 nt
Organism: Meloidogyne enterolobii
Lineage: Eukaryota; Metazoa; Nematoda; Chromadorea; Rhabditida; Meloidogynidae
Source: the annotation of a GenBank genome assembly
AUGGAAUUAGUAGAGAGAGCCAAAGGAGUUUUGGGCGAUCUCGAUUUUCUUAUAGAACAAUCGGUACCCUCAGGCCAAUCCAGUCAGGCAGGAGUAUCCGAAGUAUCAGACCAGUUAUCCCAAGUCACAAAUAAAACCGAGCGGCAGAUCCCGCAGAUUAUUAAACAAGAAAACAAAAUCCCAGUUUAUCCUAUAGAAGCCAGACUUCCAGAGCUUAAAAUGGAUCCCUUCCAUGGAGAUCCCAAGAAGUGGACCACCUUUUGGCAACUUUUUUCAGCGAACAUUGAUUCCCGUCCCAUGGAUAAUAUCAGAAAAAUGAGUUACCUUCUCGCCUUCCUUCAGGGUUCAGCUAAAGAAUUAGUAGCUGGAUUUGUCCUUUCCAAUGAGAAUUAUGACCGAGCCUUAGAUUUGCUCAAAUCACGUUAUGGAAAUAGCCGGGCCAUCACAGAGGCUUUAGAGGCUGAACUUAUGAACCUUACCCCACCCAACGACUCCAGCCAUUCCUUAAGGGCAUUCGUUGACUCGGUGGAAAGAAUUUGCCGACAGUUAGAGGCAUUUGGAACGAUGGAUCAGUCCCCAUUCGUGUCCACAGUUAUCAAAACCAAGCUGCCCCAAUCUAUAGUUGCCAAGUUAAUUGAGAAGGAACGAUAUUCCCAAGCCAGAUGGGACAGUGCCAGACUUAGACAAGAAUUAUGUAACCUAGUUGAGAUUAGGAGGUUCAGUUGCCCCUCCCAUCCAUCAGAGAAAUGAUUACCGUCCUAGAACAGAAUAUAC